Molecule: messenger RNA, 8416 nt
Organism: Synchiropus splendidus (mandarinfish)
Lineage: Eukaryota; Metazoa; Chordata; Actinopteri; Syngnathiformes; Callionymidae
Gene: znf395b
Product: zinc finger protein 395b
Exons: 10
Coding region: 288-1559 (423 amino acids)
Biological process (GO): regulation of transcription by RNA polymerase II
Cellular component (GO): nucleus
Molecular function (GO): RNA polymerase II cis-regulatory region sequence-specific DNA binding; DNA-binding transcription factor activity
Source: RefSeq, a predicted model, not a curated record
CCGACAGACAGACAGGAAGUGAGAACGCUGCUCUGGUAACCCCUCACCUAGAUCAUCCUCUCUGGGCUCUGACAUCGCUGUGUUCUGCCCAGCUGUCACCACCGGCAUUGGUCCACCAACCAGACACACGUAGGCGCGGAUCCGUCGACCAACCCCCUUUUCCCCCGGCAGACCGAGCACCGGCAGGACAAGCCGCGAAGCGACGACCCGCAGCCGCUCUCCACCGACAGCCGACUCUUCCGGGCGAGCACUUUGUGCUGAGUCCCUUUAUCCAUUGCGGCGGUAACAUGGCAGCUAUCGGACCAGGGGACGGGUCUGGAUCGGGGUUAGGUGGAGCAGGAGUCUGCACAUCAGGACAGCAGCCUCGACUCCUGCAAACACACAGCAGCAAUGGGUCUGACCAGCACCAGCCGCGGGUGUUCAGCGAGACGCCAUUCACGGAGACAGUGAAGCCGUCAGUCCACCUGCAGAGGGACGCCCGAUUUGGUGCUGAGAAAAUGGGCCACAGCUCAGCGUCCAUGACUGGGGAACUCCCCUUCAGUUUCCGAAGUCCAGAGUCUGUGGAGAUGGAUGAGAUCAUGGCUGCCAUGGUGCUCACCAGUCUGUCCUGUAACCCGGUCGUGCAGAGUCCUCCCCAGACGGACGUCGGACGAGCUGGCUCGUCGUCCUCCACAGAGAUGGAGUGCGGUGGCGGUGAGCUCUCUGACAGCGGCAGCAGCGGCUACUGGAGCUGGGAUCAUGGCAACGUAAGCCCCGCCCCCUCUCUGUCGGUGGCAGAGACGGACAGUAGUCCCGAUGAAGGUCUUCACAUGGAGCUGGAACAAAGUGAGGAGAUUCAUGCCAAAAAGCCAAAGAGCUCCUUCAAAGGUGUUUACAAGUGUCUGUGGCCCAGUUGCGGCAAGGUGCUCACGUCUUCCGUCGGAAUCAAACGACACAUCCGAGUGCUGCAUCUGGGCAGCGGGUCGGAUCAGUCCCAGCGAGAGGAGGACUUCUACUACACCAAAAUCUGCUGCGAGACGGUGGAGGCCAGCCCGGCGGCAGCUCCUCCCCAGCAGGCUCCAGGCCAAGCUCCUCAUCUUAGCUUUGCCCCGUGUGACUUGCCUCCCGCUACCGGGCUGCAGAUACCGCCAGCUCACAGGCCGCGGUCCAACUCCAGCUCUGGGCUUGGACCAAGCAGGCCCAGUGCACUCAGCCAGUCAGCACCCAGCAGCUUCUGGCAGAUUCAUACGGAACAUCUCUACCAGGCCUGCAGUCCCAUCCAGGUGCCGCUGGCCCCGAGGAGCCCCGGUUGUCAAGACUACACCGCUUCCACAUCAGUGUCUGGCCACAGUAGCAUCCCGAUGGCGAAGCCGCGCUGCCGGUCCGUCAGCGUGGGCGAGCAGUGGCUGCAACAGAACCGGCUACAGGCUGUGAGCGCGUCGCCUUCUCGCGCUCACUGCUCCUUCAGGAAGGGUCGCGGGGAGGCCAAAAAGUGCCGUAAGGUGUACGGAGUGGAGCGUAAGGAUCAGUGGUGCACCGCCUGCCGCUGGAAAAAGGCCUGCCAGCGUUUUCCAGACUGAAAGCUGCACAGUGAGUGAGACACCUGGAGAUGGAUGGAUGGAUGGAUGCGAGAGAAAAGAGACUUUUAUCGGAUAUACACAUAUAAUUCAGGGCCUGGGCGCCAAUCAAAUGUUUUUUAUUUUGUGAUCCUUUCCUAACGGAAUGAGUUUUUCCUGUAUGUUUGUACCCGACAGCUGAAGUCUGCCAUGGUGCUACCUGUUGACCGACUUUGACCAUGUGAUGUGCUACAAUACCUUCUUCUUAUUAUCCAAAGUUUAUAUUACCGCCCCUGUAACUCCUCUACGUGCUCACAUUACUGGCUUCAGCGCUCAGUUCCUAGUUUUCAGUGUAUAUGGAUGCCUUUUUUGUUCAUUAGGAAAACUGCCGAACACAGAGACUUGAAAUUUGUUCUCAUAAAAGCCUAGAAAGGUGAGUGCUAUUUAGAUAUAAAUAGUUCUAUCUAAUCUAAUGCGAGUAAAAAUAAACUUCAUUAAUUUCUUAACUUCUUCUUGACAGAGUCCAACUAGAGAAGAAUCAUAAUUAAAAACUUAUAAACUUAUUCAUAACAACUACAUCCCCUUUUUUCACAAAAAAACCAGAAGGUGUUUUUGCUUAUCCUGAGAUUUUUUUUACUGUUGUAUGUACAACAGUUGUAUGUGCUCAAGGCAUGUUGAAAAUCAGAAGAAUAAUAUAAGUUUUUUUGUCUCUUUAAAAAGAAUUGUCCCUAUUUAUUUUGAAAAAUGCUGAGCAAAGCUAAGUACAUUAGCUGUGACCGAUACUGAAUUCACGCCAAUACAAACACAUCCCGCUGUGAGUAAAUGACUUUCUCGACUUCUCAAGUUUCUGUCGAUGACCGAUGGCGUCUGAUACAUUUAUUUAUUUCAUUUACAACCAAAAGUGGCAGAACCAGUCUGUUGCAACUCAACCUUGAUGUCUGGGUUGUAAUACAGAUGCAAGUCAUUUGGGAAACUAUUUGCAGUGACAGUUGUAUUGAACACACAAACAAACAGCAAAGCAAAUUCGUACUUAAGUGCGACGCUAUAUGUCAUUUGUGUUCUUGGAUACAGCAAGUGAAGAGCUCAGAUGUUUUGAAAAUGUUUUAUAAAAUAUAGAAAAAAUAGUGCGAACAUAUUCGCAACAUUGACUACAAAAUACAUACAAAAAAAAUACUACGCUAAAAACGAAUUAUCAACAACAUUAUGGGUGUUUUAUAUUUACUUACAAGCACCGGUGACUUUGUAUCGUGUCCAGUGACGUCACCAGGAGAGUGACACGCCGCGGGCAAACGUUCCUAAUGUUUACAUUUUUUGCAUAUGCGUUAUGCUCCAGACAGCAACGGUGAGUUGCAGCAACCUGGUUCUGCAAACUUUGAUGUAAAUAUAGAUUAAUUGGUUUCCAUUUACCAAAAAUGUAAUGUGAUUAUUUCAAUCAGCUGGUCACUUGUGAUAUUGAAGUAGAGUUUAUUUUUGUAGCCAAUGCUACUAGCGUAGCAAUCUUCAUUGAGCUUAGUAGCGUAAAAUAUAUUGCACUAACACUUCAAAAAAUUCGCAGAAAACCAGCGACAAACACAUUUCUGUUCUGACAUGUUUAAAUAUUGCAAAAGGUUGUGGACUGUACGGAGAAAACUGGGAAUUGAGCGUUUGCUAGGUGCUAAUGUGACACAGCCGUUGACUGCUACGUGGCUGUUUGUUCCCGCCGACCUUCUCUUCCAGUGGUAACAAAGUGGUGGUGAUGUAUCUGCUAUUGUGUGCUUUCAUUUAGAGUAUUUUGUACCUUUUUUAUUGUCAUGUUACUGGUCAGACUAUCUUUCUUUUGGAUAUAUCCAUGUUUUUUAGCACUUUGUCGGAAUAUUACGUCACAAGAAUAAGCUAACUUUACAACCUUCCAUGAAAUGGAUCUUUUCUUCCUGCCCAUGUGUUGGCAUAGCAACCAGUGUUAACAACGGUUGAAGCUUUGGAGGAUUAGCAUUAGAGGAAGUUUGUAAUAGCAAUAAAAAGAAAGAAAUAUAUUGUCAAAAACACAAAUGAAAUAAUAAUAAAAAGCACUGAGAAGCUUUUGUUUUCUUCUGCAUAUGACAGUCAACAAUAGAAAUAGCAAACUAUUUUAUUCUCUUUACAGGUUUUUGGUGAGACCAACAACAAAUGUUCAAAUGGGUUUUCACACAGAUUUCAUGACUAUCGGUGGAGGGGAGAGGAUCACAAGCUCACACGCACAUGCACGAGGCUCGCACAAAUGUUACAAUCUCUCGCACCGCUGUGACAGAAACCAGCUACGUUUUUCAACAUGCGCUCAUCUUUGUACAGUUUUUUUGGUAAAUCCAAGCAGUUGACCAACAGCAUGUAAUAGACAUGGUUUUAUACCAUUUAUAUAGUGAGUGUAGCAAUUGUGCUUGACAGACCUGGGAUCGGUUUUUCAUAACAAUAUUGAAAAUAUUUCCAUGACACAUUAACACAAAUAUAUUCUGUACAUUGUUUGGUGGAAUAUUUUCUAAAGUACUGUUAAUAAUUUAAGCAUUUUCCAUUAUUCGAAUCGUUCCCACCAACUGAGACGAUUUCAAAAUGUUUGUUUGUUUUUUUGUUUCCCUAGUGCGCUUCGUCUUCUGUUUAAUAUGAAACACGUCCGCAUGAAACUAAGAGAAGUCAUUUCAUUUACAAUUUUCCAAUGAAUGAGUAAGAACAUCCAAUAGCGCUAGUCUCUGAAAACUGAUCCCAGGUCAGGUCUAAGUGUGACAGUUACGCUCUUCUGCCGCUAGAGGGAAGUGUUGCGCUACUGUGAAAACAGGCCUCAAGACUAGCAGCUCAAUUUUUGGAGAGAACAUCACUUGCAAAGUGAUCUGCACAUAAUGUCCACAAUUACGGCACAGUAACGAGCACCAAGACAUUUUCUGUCAGUUAUCACAUUGCUGCAGUUGGGAGGAAGGCGUGUGCUAAUGCAGAGAUUGUGCUCCGGGGGUUUUAAGUUCAGGGAAAGCAAUUGUACAUGUGCAUUGUGUUGAAUUAGGUGAGCAGACAAAGCAGAAAAUUGGAUCCUCAAAUCAUUAAGUAACACGUUGUGCUUUGGCAAAUUCAGCGAACCUGCCGAGGAAGCUUAUUUACAAGGGAGAGCGCUGACCAAAAACAAGUCAGGCGGCAAGGAGCCGCGGAAACCUGGGCCAGUCCAAUAUGACGGGCUGAAUUAUCAUGCUCUGAAUUUGGCUGCUUAUUUUUAUUUUUUAGUGCAGUCGAGGUGUUAUUAGUCUGAUUGUGUAAUAUUUAGAGAUUAAAAAUAUUAUUUAAUAUUUAUUAAAUCUAUAUAUGUGGAGAAGUCCAUAUUUAAAAAUGAAGUAAAUAUAUUAUGAGAUUAAAAAUGAAUUAGUUAAGCUUAAUAUAAUGUGCAAAAGAAGUGAAAACCAAAAAAAAAAAGACAAAAAGAAAAAAAGAAAAACUUAACUUGAGGACUUCACCGAUUGUUUAUCAAUGCUAGUGCUUGAUAUAUUCGUGAUAAUAAAUAGCAAUGGCCUCGGUGCUCAUGAGAUUUUGGAACAUGCCUGGACAACACCCCCGGAUCCUCUCUGACUCACCUCUGCAGUCAUAUAUGCAGAGCUGCGUCAGAUGAAUUCACACAUUCAAAAAGGGUCAAAUUAGCUUUCUUUAUUUACUGAUGCAGUCCAUAUAGUUAACAAAACAAAGAGUCUCGUAACAAAAAUCCGAGUGCAAAUGACCUCACCCCCAUCCACAGAACAAUAAAAGUGCAUUCAUGUCAGACCCCUCCCCAGUCCACCACCUCCGACUGCGUUUGGCCCCUCGUGUUACGUCGACACACAAAAAUAUAUAUUCAAUUGCACUUCUCUAAAUCUUUUUUUUUUUUUAUUAUCGUUAUUUCACAGAAUGGCAAUGUAAUAUGUGUGAAGGAGGACAUCACGGUCAAAAACAUUCCUUGUUACUUAGAGACACGAAGAGGUGCAGCGGAUGACGACGGCGAAGUCACAGUCCAGACUGCUGAUGAUUGGCUGAGGUAUGUGAGGAUUGGGUGCCACAAACUGGUCACAGCUGGUUUUGCCUCCAGACUCUGGUGACGGGGUUGAACCUGCCGCUGCGGCUGCUCCUCAUGCCCAGGUACUGCCUCAGCAGCUGGUUCACCCGUUUCUGACUGUUCCACUUGCGGGCUGACUUCCUGACGCCGAUGAAGCCGCCGUAGCGCUUUUGUAGGGGUCUGACGGAGGAGCCCAUCAGCUUCCUGUAUCCGUGGCGCCCCCUCUGAAAGCCACCGAAACGUUUCGAUAGGGUCACCGCCUCCGAACCCUCAUCCUCCUCGAUGGCAUCCCUCUCCUGCCUCGGCUCCCUGACUCCCACCUCCAGGCUGAGAUCUGAGCCCGGCAGACCCUCCCCUUCCUCAGAAGACUCCAGCAGCGAUGAGUCAUACUGGAUGCUGCGCUGCUCCGGCUCGUCCAGAUCCUUCUGCAGCUCUAUGGCCGCCGACUGCAGUUCCGAGUUUAGAUGGAGAGAGGUCGUCUCCAGAUUCUGCCCCUCUCUCUUGAGCAGAGCGAGGCCUUUGGGGAACUUGAUGACGCGUUCACAUAUGUCCCACGUGAGCGAGGACGAGACGUGGCCCUCACACUCCAGGAGACACACCUGUCGGCAGAAGAGGGACACUUCUUUUAAACACAGCCAAGCGGAGAAAGAGACGGAGAGAAGAAGAGGUGUUGGCCUCAGAGGAAAAUCACAAUGAAGUCAACCAGUGCUUUCUCAAUGUUGCAGGUCAGAUAAGCCUCGACAAAAGAGUCAAAAUCCUUUACAACAAGUUCACUUGAAAUCAAUGUCGGUGUUUUUCUUAAGGACAGGGGUCACAAACUGGUCAACAAAGGGGCCGCAGUGCACACAAGCGUUUGUUCCAACCAAACACACACAGGUGAACCAUUGAGGUGCAGCUCAAACAAACAAAACUGCUGCACUUUCAGGACCAGUUUGAGACCCCAGCUUUAGGAUGUUUUUGUCUGCUUCAUAUACUACACAUGUUCAGAGUAUAUAAAAUGCUGCUGCUUCAAAAACAAAUCAUCACUCAAUUCAUUAUUAAACAUUUUUUAAAACAUGGGAUUUAUUCAAUAUGCCAAGACAAGUCAAUAUUUUUUCAAUUCUCAAGUUAAAUUCAAAUAACUAUCUGUAUACUAUUUGAUCAAAAUGUAAUCUAUCCUUAACAACUUGUUUUUAUCUAUGUUUUCUGUCUCCUGUCAAACUGGCAUAUAUAGGGUCUAAAAACACAAGUACUUGUUUUUUUCCAUGUUUUGUUUAUGGAGUUUGGACCCUCAGUGGUUUGUGUUUUUGGGUAUUAAAUCUGGUGCGUUCCCUGAACAUUUUAAUUUCAUUGAUAAACCGUUAUUUUCUAUUUUAAUCUGCCUGAAACAAGGUCACUUCAAAUGCAAAGAAGCAACAGAAACAGAAAACACAAGUAUUUAGAUCCAAAAGCAUCAUGGAAGUCAGUAGCGACUUUAAUAGUUUCACUAAAACCCCAUGUCAGUUACGCGAGCAGGGACGAGGAGGAGGGGAAGGUGGACUCUCGAGCAGCAGGCGACAUCUAGAAAAUGCUCAAUAGCUGAUUAAAACUUCAUUAAAACUUUAAAUUGGUUUCGAUCGGUGUCUUCCGUAGACCUCAGUCAUCCACAGGAGACUAAGAACAGAGCUUUUCUGCGCGUCUUCUGUGACUAAAGUCAGGGAAGAAGGGACUUGACCACUUCUUUCCAGGGGUAUUCUGUACGUGCUGCUGACUAAAGCUUCCCGUGAUGACGCCAUAAAUAAAGCAGGUCUAGAUAAGACAUAACGGAUGUGUCAUCACGACAGAGCCAGGGGUCAUUUAAAACACAGGCCAAUGAUUUAUGGGAUGCGAUUGCACCGUGUUAUGACUGCAGCAAUAAAGUGCUGACCGAGCACUCUGCGUUGUCUGUGUGUCAGGGAGGUAAUGGGUCUUGUCCCGGCUCCGUUUAGGAAGUUACGGGCCAAAUAUAAGUUGUCCAUCACGUCCAGAAAGUGACAUCCGCCAGUGGCAUAAUGAUUGACGAGAGAAAAUUGGACGUUAUGAGCAAGGACGGCAGGUGAGUUGCGUCACGCUUUUGCCUUGGAUUGGCAGCUUCACUUCCGGAGAAUGAUAUUUCGGCUGUUAACGCUGGCUCGGACAGGAACUCUUGAUGGAGAGUGACAUUUGUUUGCUGCAGUUUUGACAUCGCUGUCAAUUUGACCUCACGCCUGAACACUUGCUUUGACGUUGCUGCGCCACGGAAGACAAAUGAUGAAGACGCAAGCGGCGUGUUUGAUAAAAAGUGCCACAGUGUGCUCAGUUUGCGCUACAAAACUUCCCUUUCGUCCAACCCCAAGUGAUAUUUGCUUAGAUGAAGCCAUAUGUUUUCAUUAGCUGAAGACACAGUUAGAGCGGACCAGCCACUACAAAACCCCAGGGCCUCAUUUGGUCCUCACUAUCUGUCCCUGUGCUGCUACAGAGAAUAAAAGCUUUAAGUUUAAAGUCAUUCAGUUAUGUAAAGAAUGAUAGAUGAGGAAUUCUCAGUCGUAUAUUUUACAUUUCAACAGGUGAUCUGUAGCAGAGUGAGGUCAGGUGGGAUGUUAGAGGGAGAAGCACGCACGAAAAUAGAAAUAGUAUGGUUGUGACUCUAGUUCUAAGAAGCCCUAUAACUGUCGGUCUUCUCUCCAUCGCUGAGUUUCAAAAGGGGCAAAUUCCGGGAGCAGCGGGCUUAUGUCGGCGACUGACCCUGCCGCCAGUUGGGCAGAGCGGAUCUUACGUUCUUGUCAGGUGCCGAAUCGAAGCCUCAAAUGGAUAAACUGCACAUACUCAUAGACAGUGAUGCCAGUAUCGCAUUACUUAGUCACGCAUUAUUUCUAUAUCACAACAUUUU